GUAUCUGCCCCGCCUUCCGACCCAGGCCUGGGAUUCGGCGACGGCGGUACUGGUCUGACCCAGGACACGGCUCACCUCAUCCUGGACAAUUCCGACGUCGCCAUCGGCGAGGCUGCUGGACAACCGUCGGGCCAGCCAGCGGGGGCUGUGCAGGCCCCUCUGGAGGGUCCGGCGGUGAUGCUGAACCUUCAGCUCUUGCAGGCGUUUGUGGAGGCCGAGAUCGUCCAGCACUUCGCGCUGAUACAGGCCGUAUCGGCUACGACCUCCCCGAUGACAGAGGUCGCCGUGGCUUUCCCGCGUAGCUGGGUGGAGCUGCAGGCCUUGCUGGGUCGCCUGGCCUACGACGUGCAGGCGGUGGACCCGUGGCGGCGCCUGGGGCUGCCCAUGUACGAGGGGCUGGAGCCCACGGCGUCGGUGAUCGCUGCCCGCGCCCGCUCGGCGCGCUACUUUCGAGGCCUCGCUGCUGUGGCUGCGUGGGCUCCUGCCGAUCCUCCGGCAGUAGCGGUCUUCGUGGCGGCG
Messenger RNA from Prorocentrum cordatum, 519 nucleotides. NCBI's taxonomy places the organism in Eukaryota, Dinophyceae, Prorocentrales, Prorocentraceae. The record is from the annotation of a GenBank genome assembly.